GGUUGCCAACAAUUGAGAUCAAUGGAGCAAAGAAACCAGCCUCAUUGAAUGACAUAUGCAAAGCCAUCUGUCAAUUUGCGGCUGCAAAGUACUGUUUGACACUUUGCAGACGAGUCAUAUCACUAAGGAAUGCGGCACGACGCACGCAACGUAACCAGCCGGGAUGGCAGUCCCAAUUGGUUUCACAAGAUAACUGGGUUGAUGGCCCACGAUGACGAAAAUCCAAAAGACAAAGGAUCGGGUGAAUCUUCAACGAGAGCACAGCUGUCGCGGGGGAUUAGCGGACCUUCCAACUUUGUGAAAAAGGUUCAUGUCGAUGCGGAUUUCAACUGGUUUGGAGAAGGGGACCCAAAGGAAAUGUUUACUCUCCAAGAGAAGCUCGGUGAAGGUGCUUUUGGAGCCGUCUACAAGGCCAAGUUGACCCAAUCUGGAUUUGUUCUCGCGAUUAAACAAGUUCAGGCUGAUAGAGAUAACGAGAAAGAGGCGAUCAAGAAGGAAAUCGAUCUGCUACGACAAUGUCGACACCGGAAUGUGCUUCAAUAUUACGGAUGUGUUCCUGUCGGAGACGCCAUGUGGAUUUUAACGGACUAUUGUGGGGCAGGAUCUGUCAGUGAUUGCAUGGAACUCGCAGAGUCCACUCUGAGCGAAAAGCAAACGGCCAUUGUGUUAACUGCAGCGUUGGAGGGGUUGGCUUUCUUGCAUGACAUGGGUAUUGUGCACAGAGAUGUCAAGUGUGCAAAUAUACUCCUAAGUGAAGAGGGUGAGGUCAAGAUCGCGGAUUUUGGCGUGUCAGAAAGACUCACACAGACAGUGGGGGCCCGCAGAACAGUUGUGGGAACUCCAUAUUGGAUGAGUCCGGAAGUCAUCACUGGGAAUGGAUACGGUACCGAAGCAGAUAUAUGGUCACUUGGAAUCACCGCAAUUGAGAUGACUGAUGGAGUUCCACCGCACCACAAUCUCCAUCCCAUGCGGGCAAUGUUCAAGAUCCCAUUCCUGCCACCCCCAACCGUGCAAAACCCGUCUCGAUUCUCCCCUACUUUCAUUGACUUUCUAUCCAAAUGCCUGACAAAGGACCCUCAAGCUCGGCCGUCUGCCAAGGAUCUAUUGACACAUCCAUUCGUCGCACCAUAUGUUGGUAAAACCGGAGCAGAGGCGAAAGAGCUCCGAAAGCCAAUUGUGGAAAAAGUAAAAGAAGCAAUUGAAAUAAAAACAAACAAGGCAAAAGCCAAAAUAGAGGGUGCUGGAGUCAGCGGUGCUGCGACGACUGGAGGCAAGACGACUGUAGUCAAAAACGACAAAAAAACCAAAGCAAAAUCCAAAAAGGGCAAGAAGAAGAAAGUGAUGGACAUGACAGCGGACGAAGAUGGUGCUGUUCCGGCCACGAUCGUCAGAAAGACGACAAACUUUGCAGAAACGGAGGAGGACCAAGUUGUGGGCACAUUUGUUCAAAAGCAUGGGGAUGAUGAUGGCGACAAUUCGGUCGUACUUGGGACGAUGGUUCUUGCAGAUGGCAAUGAUGGCCACGCGGAUGAUGCAAUGAAGAUGAUCUUGAAAUCGGUUGCAGAGAGCACAGACUCAGCAGAGGGCUCAACGGAAAUGCUAUCUACAUCUCCAACUGAAGCCGGGCAACCACUUGGUGAUCAAUUCAAGACGUUCCGGCGUAUGCUGUCGGGUAAUUUCAAGGAAGAAGUAAUCAGUGCAGACUCUGGAUUCUCAUCCACGGAAGCUCAGGUUCCAGUCACCCCUACCGUAGAUGCCCAACUAGAGACACAAACAGGAACCGUUUUGCAUGUCGCCACGGCAGCCACAACACCGGGUUUCCUACUACCCGCAAUUGAAGCGAGCGUAGAAGACAGUUUGGACGAGCUGUCAAAGGAUCCGGAAACCAAGCUAUCCCGACGCCCACGGAAGCCAUUGCCAGCGCCCCCUUCGUGGUCAUUCUUGGGCCGCAUCAGGCGACGUGUACGACGAACUAUCCAUCCCAUUGGCUUUGCCAUUGCCGCCGUAUAUACGGACAUCAAAAUGGCAAUUGCGACAGCAAGCUCUGAAGCAAUGCAGGAGCGCGAUGACAGCUUUGGACGAGCGAUGAUGAUAGCAAUGGCGUUGUCCCGGUAUGCACUUGCUAGAACAUGGGAAAACGUGAAAAUCUGGGGGAGGUGGGCGAUAAGAGAGUUCUGGCGAGAACCGAUAGUACAUUCGGUCUACAUCGGGAUUAUUCUCUAUUUGUGUGUGAAGAAGAUAGAGAGUACUUAGCCAGCUCUAGGAUAGUUUUGGCCAGUUCACGGAUGAAUUGUUUAUAUAAGUCGUAUGUAUGUUACAAUGGAAUUAUUUCAAGAGAUGAGGGUGACGAG
Messenger RNA from Spizellomyces punctatus DAOM BR117, 2351 nucleotides. Its product is annotated as STE/STE20/MST protein kinase. Gene Ontology annotation, biological process: protein phosphorylation; regulation of MAPK cascade; intracellular signal transduction. The transcript is spliced from 5 exons. The coding region runs from base 130 to 2253 and encodes 707 amino acids. The record is from RefSeq and is a predicted model, not a curated record. Gene Ontology annotation, molecular function: protein serine/threonine kinase activity; ATP binding. Gene Ontology annotation, cellular component: cytoplasm. NCBI's taxonomy places the organism in Eukaryota, Fungi, Chytridiomycota, Chytridiomycetes, Spizellomycetales, Spizellomycetaceae.